AUGCCGCUGGUCGUCAAUAAUGAUCACGUGUCCGGUUCGCACGCGGGUGUGCCGGAAGACAAGGAACAGCCACGAGUGAACUUUCGCCCUCCCGUCUCCUUGUCUACCUGGAUAGCAGUGUGGAUUGCACGAUUUGGCGUGCACUCCACAGUCACCACUGACCGUGGUUCCCAGUUAGAGGCGCACCUCUUCGCUGCAUUACUUGCACUUCUCGGUACGACUCGCAUCCGGACCACAUCCUAUCGUCCGUCCGCUAAUGGGUUGGUGGAGGGCUUCCACCGCCAGCUCAAGGCUGCCAUCAUGGCGCACGAGACCCUAAACCACUGGGCUACCGUUCUGCCUGUUGUCCUGCUCGGCAUACGUGGCACGCUUAAGCCAGACAUCGCGUGCAGUCCUGCUGAGUUGGUCUACGACACAACUCUGAGGCUUCCAGCAGGUUUCUUUGAGCCGUCCACCGCUCCUGCCACCGACCCCAGAAGUUUGCUGCAUGACCUCCAUCAAACAUUCGCUGGGCUACGGCGUACUCCAACACGGGCUAGCUCCUCCCGAAUGCCCUACGUUCUGCAGCAACUGGCCACCGCCAUGCACGUUUUCCUCCACAGCGGCGCAGUCCGAAAGUCGCUGCAGCAGCAGCCUUAUUCUGGCCCUCAUCCUGUGUUACGCCGCGGUGACAAGUUUUACGCCAUCUCUAUCAACGGCAAGCCCGACAACGUCAGCGUUGACAGGCUGAAGCCCGCCUUUACAGAGCUCUCUCGCCUUGAAGCUGCUUUGCUCUUCACCGCACAUCCGGAGCCAUCCCCUUCAGCAUACCCAAGCCAUACAGUGUCCAACGUAAUGACCUUAGAGCCGCCUUGGAAAGACUGGACCACCGUCCUCUAG
Molecule: messenger RNA, 879 nt
Organism: Ornithodoros turicata
Lineage: Eukaryota; Metazoa; Arthropoda; Arachnida; Ixodida; Argasidae
Exons: 3
Coding region: 1-879 (292 amino acids)
Biological process (GO): DNA integration
Molecular function (GO): nucleic acid binding
Source: RefSeq, a predicted model, not a curated record